AUGUCGCAUAUCGAUGUCUACACCGGCCUCUAUGGCCUGCUCGCAUCUAUUCUCGUCUACUGGCUUGGCAUGAGAUGGAACCGCUCUCGGAGGUCUUUCCCCCCUGGUCCUCGUGGACUACCCCUCAUUGGCAAUGCUUUGCAUAUGCCAGCGGACCGAGAAUGGGUCCAGUUCGCCGAGUGGGCGAAGACUUACGGGAGUAUUGUGCACCUCUCCGUCUUCGGGCGGUCUAUUGUACUCUUGAGCUCUCCUGAGGUCAUAACGGAUCUCCUCGAGAAGAGAGGUGCUAUCUACUCUGACAGACCUAUCCUCCAUUUCGCCGGCGAGAUGGUUGGUUAUAACCGUUUCAUACUCCUCGAGCCGUACAGUACUCGUUUGCGAGAGGAGCGCAAGAUCAUAUUGAGCAACAUCAACCCUCGUCGAGGUGCCGAGAUACAUCAAGUACAAGAAGCCAAGGUCAUCCAGCUUCUGGACAAACUGCUCGAUACUCCUGAUUGCUUUCGGGAUCACCUGCGAUGGUUCGUCGCCGCUGUUGUUUUUCAGAUAUCGCACGGCCAUGAAGUCAAGGACUUUGAGGACCGAUUCGUCCGGCUCGCUGAAGAGACCACCCACGACUUCUCUUUGGCGGCUCAACCUGGACAGCACCUAGUCGACAGUUUACCAUUAUUGAAACGUAUUCCUGACUGGGCUCCUGGCACUCAUUUCAAAGACGUAGCUCGGGCGGGAAGGUUGCUAUUGCGCCGGCUUCGCGACGAGCCUUACGACCAUGUGAAGCGUCAGAUCGCGCGAGGAACUGCGUCCCCGUCUAUCACAGCAUCUGUCAUCGAGAGCAACCCCAAUCCUACUCCCGAGGAGGAAGAUCUGCAGAAAAGCGCCACUUGUAUGCUAUAUGCCACGGGCGCCGACACAACCGUAUCCGCACUUGGCUCCUUCUUUCUCAUCAUGACUUUGUAUCCCGAAGUUCAGCGUAAAGCUCAGGCCGAGCUGGAUAGUGUUGUAGAGCACGGUCGACUGCCUACGUUUGACGACCGCUCCAAACUGCCUUACUUAGAGUGUGUCAUGAAGGAAAUUAUUCGUUGGAACCCUGUGUCGCCACUAGCAUUACCGCACAGUCUCACUCAGGACGAUGUCUAUGAAGGGUACCAUAUACCCGCCGGCUCCACUGUGAUCCCUAAUACUUGGGCCAUUUUGCACGAUCCGUCGCUGUAUCCUCAUCCCUUUGAGGUCAUACCUGAGCGAUACAUCGACGCUGACGACAAACUGAACCCCGAUCCCCGGACGUUCGCAUUUGGUUACGGACGACGAGUCUGCCCGGGACAGUUUCUAGCUGACCACUCCCUCUUCAUUGUUGUGGCAACGGUGCUCUCGACGAUGAACAUCGGUAGAGCAAAACGUGACGAUGGAACGCCCAUUGACAUCCACGUCGAGUACUCCGGAGGUGCUAUCAGCCAUCCCAAUGAAUUCCAAUGUUGUAUCACUCCUCGUUCGCAGGAGGUCGGACGAAUUGUCAGGCAUGCGGCGGGUAGCAACUUAGCUGAGACGGCGUAG
Molecule: messenger RNA, 1548 nt
Organism: Postia placenta MAD-698-R-SB12
Lineage: Eukaryota; Fungi; Basidiomycota; Agaricomycetes; Polyporales; Adustoporiaceae
Exons: 12
Coding region: 1-1548 (515 amino acids)
Molecular function (GO): heme binding; iron ion binding; monooxygenase activity
Source: RefSeq, a predicted model, not a curated record